GCAAAGUAUCCAUUUUAUUGUACCGAGUACAAUGAAGAAAUAUUUAAUAAGCAUUUGACAAGUUGCCAGGGCGUGAUCACAGAAAAACUCAGAAUCAUAUUCUUAAAGGUCGAGGAUGCUGUGAAAAAUGUGAUAGUAUACACAGUCCCUCAGACCCAUGUUCUUAUGAAUAGUGAUGUAGUAAGCUCUAAUAUAGAUAGAGAUAGUU
Messenger RNA from Racocetra persica, 208 nucleotides. The record is from the annotation of a GenBank genome assembly. NCBI's taxonomy places the organism in Eukaryota, Fungi, Glomeromycota, Glomeromycetes, Diversisporales, Gigasporaceae.